This is a messenger RNA of Neocloeon triangulifer, 2072 nucleotides long. Its product is annotated as solute carrier family 22 member 13-like. Lineage: Eukaryota; Metazoa; Arthropoda; Insecta; Ephemeroptera; Baetidae. The record is from RefSeq and is a predicted model, not a curated record. Gene Ontology annotation, cellular component: membrane. Gene Ontology annotation, biological process: transmembrane transport. Bases 428 to 2044 code for a protein of 538 amino acids. The transcript is spliced from 8 exons. Gene Ontology annotation, molecular function: transmembrane transporter activity.
GCGACGCCAGCAGUUUGCUGCGCGGCACUCUCCAAUAAAAUUGUCUCACACCAACUUGCUGCUCUGCAUGUUGUGUGUUGUCAGAUCUAAAGUAAAAAAUGAAAAGGAGUUUUAUCAUAUUUUUGCAUUUCAAAACAAACAGUGUGGAUACGGUUUUUACUUUUGCUGAGUAAGACGCACUUUUUAACAUUGUGUGGAUUUGCGCGGUUCAGUUUCCCUUGGUAGUCUUUUAGUUCAGGGUGACAUGAGCUCUUCGCCAGACGUCAAAUGUGAAGAAGGUAUACAAUUUUUUUUAUAUUUUCAAAUUGGGUUUUAUUGGUGGUUGAAAAGGACAGCAUGGGAAGUCUCAGUCGGGAAUAAAUUGGCUAAUGAUAGGUCUUUUAGUAAGACCCUUAUGUUAAUCGGGGCGAUAAGAUAGCCGACGAUCAUGUUAUUCUUUGUGCAGUUAGCACUCGUGUCUAGAAAGAAAAAGAUGUGCCAAUAUAGAGCAGUUCCCCCUUUGGACCCAAUCGAAGAAAUAUUAAAGCAGGCCGGUGACUGGGGGCCUGCGCAACUAUUGCUUUUGGCUCUUUUUGGCGUAUUCAAUAUCAGCGCCGCUUGGCACUAUUUUGCCCAGACAGUCAUCAGUAUCUCUCCUCCAUUCACGUGCGCCACACCAGGGCCUAGUCCGUGCUUUGAGUGGGUCAAUGGCUCCAGCACCGAAUCUCAACCCUGCGCCUCAGGAUGGACGUUCGAUCCGCAGUCUCCAACAACUCUCAUCGUGGAGACUCAAUGGGUGUGUGACAAAUCGUGGAUUCCCUAUUUCGGCCAGAGCGCUUUUUCUCUUGGCAGCACAAUUGGCACCCUUUGCCUGGGGCUGCUGGCAGACAAAAUCGGAAGGAUGCCCGUGCUGGUGAUUUCCAACACAAUCGGCGCCGUGGCCAAUGUAGUGACAGCCCUCUGUCCUACAACCAUAGCUUCUUAUGCAGCGGUUCGGCUCCUAGCUGGAACUGCGAGCGACUCCAAUUUCAACAUGAUGUACCUCCUAGUGAUGGAGUACUUGCGGCCGAGCUUGCGAUCUGUGGGUCUGAAUUUGGCCGUUGGAGUUUUUUACAUGGUCGGCUGCGUCUCGGUGCCAUGGAUCUCACAUGCAGCAGGCCACUGGCGCUUUUUCAUUCUGAUCACUGCCAGUCCUGCCCUGCUGCUGCCAAUCGUCCCCUUUCUAGUUCCAGAGAGUGCCAGGUGGGCCCUUGCAGCAGGAAAAGGUCCUCAGGCAGCAUUUCAAUCGAUGCAGAAAAUUGCCAAAUUCAACAAGAGAAAACUUCUGCCAGAGGAUGAAGCUAAUUUUAUAGUCCGCGCUAGUCGGUUGAGGCCAAAUCCUCGGGCUAACAUAUUGGGACUCUUUUGCUCUCCCCGUUUAAGAAGGAAUACUCUGAUUUUGUUAUUUAAAUCAAUGGUGCUAACUUUGUGUUACGACGCAAUCUCAAGAUAUUCGGUCGGCCCAGACCCUUUAGCCAUGCUCAGUUUUGGAUCUCUAGUCAUUUUGCCUGGCUGUGCUGUGGUUGCUUUCAUGCAAGAGAAAGUCGGAAGGAAGUUGCUCGCUUUGUCAGCAUUGUUCUUCUGUGCUUUCUUCAUCGCCAUUGCCGGAGGAAUGAGAAAAGUUGACGUUUCGCACAGUUACUCGAUUAGUAUGGCGCUUUUGGGGAGGUUUGCAGUUGUUGUCGCUUACAACUCAGGUGCACAAUACACUGCGGAACUUGUGCCGGCGCAGGUUCAAGCAGGAGGCGUUGCAGCCAUCCAUGUCGCAGGUUACGCUGCCUCAAUUUUGUCUCCACAAGUACUUUACUUGGAGCAACUUUAUCCGUCCCUGCCGGAACUUGUACUUGGCAUACUGGCUGCCUUAGGAGCUGUUUUAUGUUUAUUUUUACCCGAAACCAGUCACAAGGCUCUCCCAGUCACUCUUGAAGAGGGCGAAGAGUUUGGAAGAGGGGAAAGUUACUUGCCCUGCACACCAUGUGGAGUGAAUAGGCGUCUGAGUGAGACUGAUUUGGUAGAUGAUAAAUAAAUUCUUACUUUGGAAAAUAUUAAAUGAU